This is a messenger RNA of Aethina tumida (small hive beetle), 751 nucleotides long. RefSeq lists its product as uncharacterized. The record is from RefSeq and is a predicted model, not a curated record. The coding region runs from base 29 to 733 and encodes 234 amino acids. The transcript is spliced from 3 exons. Lineage: Eukaryota; Metazoa; Arthropoda; Insecta; Coleoptera; Nitidulidae.
UUGUGCGGUCGCAUUUAUGGCAGUUUAAAUGCAUCAGCUAAAUAUGUAUUCGACUUUGCUGAUUUCCUGCAUGUUUGUGACGAUUGUGACGUCGAGUCCCUUCAACUUCACAUCCAUCGGUUCGGGAUUUCCGACGACCCAGGAACAGGUCAGCCUGCUUAGCAACGUGCAGGAAGUUUUCGAACAGGUCAGAACCGUCGUCGCCGACGAGACCCAAGCAACAGAUGAAUCCGUCGCCACCGACGUGGAGGGUUUGGUCAAUCGCGGACGGGAAAUACUGAUGCUCUAUCAGGAACUGGUCAUCAGCAGGAUAACGGCCUUUUCGAAGUCCUCGUGUGCGACCGGCCCGAUAGAAAAGACCCGUGAAUCGGUGAAGGAGGGCAGAGUGUUGCUGAACGGCUGUUCCCAAACCGCCAUCGAGAACGUGAUCGAGAGCUCGUUGCACACGAAAAACACGACCAAUGCGGCGAUGGUGAGAGGUCAGGAGUUGCUCGACGAGUUGGGCAAGUGCAGCAAAAAGCCCGCCUUUCAAUUGGUGCCCUGCUACAAGAGGAUCAUAGACACGGACGUGGUGCCGGUUAAAAAGGCGCUUUUGGAGGCCAUCAACGGCCACAAAUUAUGGCACAUGAAGGCGAUCGAAAUUAGGAACGAAGCCGCGGAAUGCGUCGACACGAUUGUGGAGGGCUACAAAGUUAUGGUCGACAGGCAUUUGAAGAACGCUUUGAACUGUUAAUAAACGAUUGAGCCAGUA